AUGGCACGCCACACCAUGGAGGAGGACUUGAAUAUCUUGGAGAUGAACACUGAGCCUUGUAAUGACAGCAAUGCUACAACUGCAAAGACAGCACCGCCACAGGCACAGAACAACCUCACAUCUUCAGCUGUCACAAACAAGUGUCCAUUUUUGGUCACCAAAGUUCGCUUCCAGAUGCUUAGGAGUUUCACAGCCAAUUUGCAGGAGGUCGUUUUUGGCACUAAGCUUGCUGUGCUUUUUCCUGCUGUCCCUUUAGCUGUUGCUGCAGAUUUUUAUAGCCUUGGAAGGCCUUGGAUUUUUGCUUUGAGCCUGCUUGGACUCACCCCGCUAGCUGAACGUGUCAGCUUCCUUACUGAGCAAAUUGCGUAUUACACUGGCCCCACAGUUGGAGGGCUUCUAAAUGCAACCUGUGGUAAUGCAACUGAGAUGAUCAUAUCUUUGCUAGCACUUCACCAAAACAAAGUAAAUGUCGUGAAGUUCUCCCUGCUGGGUUCCAUUCUCUCAAACCUUCUAUUAGUUCUUGGAAGUUCACUCCUCUGUGGAGGCUUAGCCAACCUUAGGAAGGAGCAAAGAUAUGACAGAAAACAAGCAGAUGUAAACUCACUGGUUCUGUUGCUAGGUUUGCUAUGCCAUUUGCUGCCAUUAAUGUUCAGAUAUGCCUUAGCAGGGGAAUAUCCUUCUAUUGCCACUAGCGCUCUACAAUUGUCAAGAGCAAGCAGCAUUGUUAUGCUUCUCGCAUAUGCCGGAUACAUCUUCUUUCAAUUAAAAACACAUCGACAAAUUUUUGAUGCACAACAGGAAGUAGAAAAUGAAGAUGAAGAGAAGGCUGUGAUAGGAUUUUGGAGUGCAUUUGCUUGGUUGGUUGGUAUGACACUUAUCAUAUCUCUGCUUUCUGAAUAUGUUGUUGCAACCAUUGAGGCUGCUUCAGAUUCAUGGGGUAUCUCUGUUAGCUUCAUUAGCAUAAUUUUGUUACCAAUUGUGGGAAACGCUGCAGAACACGCUGGCUCAAUCAUAUUUGCUUUUAAGAACAAGUUGGACAUAUCAUUGGGAGUUGCUAUGGGAUCUGCAACUCAAAUUUCUAUGUUUGUGGUUCCAUUAUGUGUGGUUGUUGCAUGGCUAAUGGGUAUGGAAAUGGAUUUGGAUUUCAAUCUUCUUGAAACUGGGUGUCUUGCUUUCACAAUUAUUGUUACAGCAUUUACUUUGCAGGAUGGAACUUCACACUACAUGAAAGGAGUGGUGCUUUUCCUGUGUUACAUUAUCAUUGCUGCAUGCUUUUUUGUUCACAAAACUCCACUCAUAAGCACCACGUUCAUUAGUAUAAAAUGGUUUCAAUAUGGGAGGGAGGGUCAGCCAUCUAGAGUCCCCCAUCGGGUAAUGGCAACCAUAGACGAGACAAACCAUGUUGCUGUCAUCUUUGGGGUCACUGGACUUGUUGGGAGAGAGUUGGCUAGGAGGUUUCUGCUCCAAGAACCUUCUUGGAAGGUUUAUGGUAUAGCUAGAAAGCCUGAAACACCACCAACCCUUAUAAGCCCUUGUUACCAUUUCAUCUCUUGCAAUUUACUGAACCCUUUGGAGACACAGCAGAAGCUAUCUGGCUUACAAGAUGUGACUCAUAUGUUUUGGGUCACAUGGGCUAGCCAGUUCCAAUCAGAGACUCAACAAAGUUGUGAGCAGAACAAGGUCAUGAUGUCCAAUGCUUUGAACUCUAUGCUCUCAAUAGCCAAGAGUCUAAAGCAUGUUUCCCUUCAGACAGGAACCAAGCACUAUGUGUCACUGCAUCCCCCCUUUGAGCAAGAGAAGCUCCACUGUUACUACUACCAUGAAGAGUUCCCCAGAAUGAGCAGAUCCCUUAAUUUCUAUUAUGCCCUGGAGGAUUUGCUCAUGGAGAAACUGAGUGGUAAGGUGUCUUGGUCUGUUCAUAGGCCUGGUUUAUUGUUGGGUAGCUCUGUUAGAUCAAUUUAUAACUUCAUGGGAAGCUUGUGUGUUUAUGGGGCUAUUUGUAAACAUUUAAGGCUCCCUUUUGUGUUUGGGGGGACAAGAAAGUGUUGGGAGGAGGCCUAUAUUGAUGGAUCAGAUGCUAGGCUUGUAGCUGAUCAGCACAUUUGGGCAGCCACAAAUAGUAAGAUAAUUUCCAUCAAUGGCCAAGCCUUCAACUCAAUCAAUGGCCCAACUUUCACAUGGAAGGAGGUUUGGCCAAUUGUUGGGAAGAAAUUGGGAGUGCAAGUUCCACAAGACAUGUUUGUGGAAAACUUUUGGUUUUCUAAAGCCAUGACUGGGAAGCAGAAAGUUUGGGAAGAGAUUGUGGAGGAAUAUGGGUUGGUUCAUACAACUGUGGAAAAUUUGGCUAACUGGGAAUUUUUAGAUGCCUUGUUUCGUUUACCUUUCAAACUCUUGGGGAGCAGAGACAAAGUUGAUGGACUUGGUUUUGGUGCAAGGUAUAAGACAUUGAAUUCAAUAUUGUAUUGGAUUGAUUGCAUGAGAGAUGAGAAGCUGAUUCCCAAGGCUUCUUGGUAG
Messenger RNA from Sphenostylis stenocarpa, 2514 nucleotides. Lineage: Eukaryota; Viridiplantae; Streptophyta; Magnoliopsida; Fabales; Fabaceae. The record is from the annotation of a GenBank genome assembly.